AUGAACGAAAAAGAUGUUUUGAAUGAAGAAUAUAACAUAUUACAAUCACAUUAUUUUAAUUGUAUUUAUUCCAAUUAUUUUGCAUUUGCAAAUCGAUUUAGUUGUGAUUUAACAUUAUGUAAAACAGUAGGAGAACAUUUACGUGGUAAUUUACAAGAUCAAUAUUCCAAUAUAAUAGUGGAAGUUCUAACAUUAACCGAUAGAAUUCUUCCAUUUAUAUCGAUGUUAAUACAAUGGGAAAUUCUUCAUACAAAUAAUAAAGAAAAUUUAUUAAGAGGAAAUAAUUUAUGUACAAAAGUAGUAACAUAUUAUCUUAAAAGAACAUUAAGAGGAUUUGCAAGAAAAGUAUUAACACCACAUAUUACAGAAAUUAUUGAAACUAAUAAAUCAUAUGAAAUUGAUAAAAUAACAUUAGGAAAUACAAUUGAUCAAAGUAUUAUUAAAGAAAAUCAAAAUAAUUUAAAAUGUAUUAGUAUUAAAAUUAUUGAUUCAUUAGUUCAAAAUGUUCAUCAAUUUCCAAAAGAAGCAAAUACUAUUUGUAAUCUUAUUUGGACUUCUUUACAAGGAAAAUAUCCUGAAGAUGCUAAAUUACCUUCUCAAUUAGUUGGAGGUAUUCUUUUUUUAAGAGUAUUAUGUUCAUUUAUUGCUACUCCUGAUACAAAUAAUUUAUUACUUCCAGGAACUAAAUUAACACCUUCUUCUAGAAGAAAAUUAAUUUUAGUCUCAAAAACUCUUCAAGCUAUUUCAAAUGUUUCAACAAAUUCAUUCGAUUCAGUUUUAGAACAAAUGAAAGAAGUUCUUAUUCAACAAAUUCCACGUCUUCAUGAAUUAUAUAGAAUUGUAUCUCUUGACUCUACAAUAUUACCAAUAAAUGAUUUAGUAUCAAAAGAUAUUCCAUUACGUCAAUGCGAUAUUAAUAUAUUUUUCUCUUUACAUUAUUUAUUUAAUCAAGCAAAAGAAAAUCAUUUAACUUCAAAUCAAAAUAGAACAGAAUUAAGACUUUCUUUAAAUCCAAAAUAUUCAAAUUCUAUGGUACAAAUUGAUUGUAAUCAAAUUAAAGAAGAAGACUCUAAAAUUUCUCCUUCUUCAGUUAGAAAAAGAGUUUUUCCUUUAAAAACUCCUCAAAGAAUUGAAAAAUCAAAUGACCUUUUUUCUUUAGACGUAAAACCAAUUAAAAAGAAAGAAAAUCUUUGUAAAAUAGAAAAUACUGAAGAAAAAUCUAAUGAAAAUCAACUAAAUGAUUUACCUCCUUUCCUUCUUCAAAAACCUUCAUCUCCAAAACUUUUACAAGAACCUUCAAAAAGAAGAAGUUAUAGAAGAUCAUUGUAUGGAGGAACAAUUGAUAUAGAUUCUUCUUAUAAAGAUUUAUCAAAUUUAAUUGGACCAACUCCAUUUGAACCAAUAAAAUCAUUUAAAAAAAUUGUUGAAUGGGAAAUACCAGAAAUUGAUGAAGAUAUUCAAAGUUUAUUAGUUGAAGAAAAAAUAUUUUAUAUUGGAGGAAUUAGUGAUAAACAAUUACCAAUUAUUUAUUUAAAUAUUAAACGUCUUUGUGAUACAUUACAAAUUGGUUCAAAUGUAUCUAAUUGGGAUAAAAUCAUUCAAAUUGCAAUGGAGAAAACAAAAAUGUUUGAAUUUGUUAUUGAUUGUAGUUGGUUUUCAUUAAAUUCUAAUUCAAAUGAAUAUUGGAAUAAAAUAAUUAAAACAAUACAUUAUAUAUUAUCACAACCUGAAAUUAAACAAAAUAUUUCUGUUUAUUUACUUCAUCCAACAAAACUAGUUAUUAAUUCAUUUCAAUCUUUAUUUAAAGAAGAAAAUAUUCAAAUUAUUGACAAUUAUAAUAUUUUAGAAUUAAAAUGGGGAGAAUCAAAUACUUUAAUCCCUGAAGACAGUAAAAAUUUUGUUAAAACAAAUCAAAUUCAAAUUUAUAAAGAACAAAAAGGAAAAAUGAAUGAAGAACAAUUAGUAAUGAGUUUAGUUGAAAUUAUGAGUAUUAAAAAAAAUAAAAUUCAAUGGGAAUUAGAAUAUAAAGAUAUUGAUAAAAUUAUGUUAUAUGAACAAAAAAUGAUGAGUUAUGCUAUUAUUCGUAGUUUUACUGAAGGAAAAUUAAAUACUAUUCAAAUUAAAUUUGAUACUAUUACUACUAAAGAUGAAUUUAUUAAAAAAUUAUAUGAAUCUUGUUUUUAUCGUUCUAUGUUAGAUAAUAAUUGUUUAAUCGUUUAUGCUGAAAAUAUUUGUAUUAAAAAAGGUAAAAAAGUUAUUGGAAAUAGUUGUAUUCUUAUGAUUUGUUUAGAUAGUUUUAUUGUUAAAAAAGGUAAUGAAAUUGAAUUGUCUAUUGGAUUUGCUGCUAUAGAAAGAGUAAGUGUAUUACCAUAUAAUGAUUUAAUUUCUAAAAUUCAAAUUUGUUAUAAAGAUGUAAAAGAUCCAUUAUUAAAUAGUACUAUUAAAGAAUGGUUAAUUGAAAAGAAAAAUGAACAAAUUAGAGAGAAAUUAAAUUAUAUGAUUGAAAAAUUUAAUGAAACAAAAAAUCAAAUGUAA
Messenger RNA from Entamoeba nuttalli P19, 2535 nucleotides. Its product is annotated as GTPase-activator protein for Ras family GTPase. Gene Ontology annotation, biological process: regulation of GTPase activity. Lineage: Eukaryota; Evosea; Mastigamoebida; Endamoebidae. The coding region runs from base 1 to 2535 and encodes 844 amino acids. The transcript has a single exon. The record is from RefSeq and is a predicted model, not a curated record.